AUGGAUGCCGGAAUUCGGAACCUCAUGGAGGACAUGGAUGCUUGCACAACCACACCACACUCUCCGACAGGCGAUCGCAUCGCCCGCUUGUUGGAGCAAAUGAGGACAUGCGUCCUGGUGCAUCAUCAACUCAGCUGUCUGCUCAUCCAUGCCAGCGCGAUGGAUGCAGGUGUCUACGGCGACGCUGCAUCAUUUGAUGAGAGCACGGAGGAGGGCAACGACGCCCUACGCCGAUCCAUCCAAAGCCUUGGGGGCUCCACAGCUCGCUUGUUUUGCAUGGCGCUGCAGGAUCAGAAGGAUCUGCGAUCGAUGAGCCAUACAUUGCAAAGCCGCGUGGAGUCGAUGGUGGAAGGUCUUCAAACAGAGCUCGGCUUGACAAGCGAUGCCGACUCUUCCGGGGCCCUGGCUGCGGAAGUGGCAGACUUGGAGGCAGCAUUGGCCAAGAAACGUGAGGAGGUGCAGGAGCUUCGUCAUGCCGCCGACGAUCGCCGAAAGCGCGCGGAAGAGAAGCGCCGCGCCAUUGUCAUGCAGCAAGCCGCGAGGGUGAGAGCAGCCGAGCGCCGGCUGCAGGUGCUGCAGCAAGCUUGGCACGACUUGGAAGCAGCAGGCUUGGAUGCCUCUGCGGCAAAAAGCCAAGCGGCACAGGCUGCCCAAGCAUUGCUUGGCCCGCGCAGCCCAAGUCCAGAAGGCCCAGGAGGCCGGCAAACGCUGCGACGGCAGCAGCAUGAAAAUCAGCUAGAGCGACGAUAUUCGCCAGUGACACGGCGUGUUCACGGAGCGGCGCCGCAGGCGGUGGUGCAGACAACGCCACAGCCAAUUGUGGGAGGUUCCAGGAUACCGGCAACCGCACCCGACGCUGUGAAGCCGCAGCAGGCCUUCUCUUCCCUGGCGCAGCUUGACGCACAGCUGCGGGCUGCACAGACAGAGUUCUGGAGCCUGUGA
Symbiodinium necroappetens is the source of this 942-nucleotide messenger RNA. NCBI's taxonomy places the organism in Eukaryota, Dinophyceae, Suessiales, Symbiodiniaceae. The record is from the annotation of a GenBank genome assembly.